Messenger RNA from Pocillopora verrucosa, 1907 nucleotides. Lineage: Eukaryota; Metazoa; Cnidaria; Anthozoa; Scleractinia; Pocilloporidae. The record is from RefSeq and is a predicted model, not a curated record.
AAAACCAUGUGAUUCCCCCCCAAAUCCACCGACUCCCCCUCUCUCUCUACUGGCAAUGAUUAAUGACUGGUUUCUUAUGUUUUCCUAGGAACUCAACUUCUUAGCAGUUUCAUCUGGAAUUAGUUAUUCAAGUAAACUACCAGGUUUGACAGCGGUGAUGGGACUAAUAGAACGUUUCUGCUUUUUUAGACGUUUGUCGUUACUGCGAAUCACCUUUGCUUUAUGCUUUGUGGUGUCAUUUUUUUUAUUUCAAGUCUGUUAAAAGUUACGCCAUCUAGAGAUAGUCCACCAAUUUUUUAUUUUGCGAAAACGAACAAAACGGACGAAACGAACGAAAUCGACGAUUUCCGUCGUGAGUGGCUACGUCAGCAUCGUGCGCGCUCGGACUGGCAAGCCAUAAUCAAACCGUGUUAUGACAAUAUGGCCUGGGGAAAGGUGAAGGCUGGAUGGGGAAAAGUUAACAGAACCAACGCCUUCACAAGUAAAAUAAUAUUUCAGGACAUCAGGCCUGCUGAAGAAUAUAGUAAGAUUUUCAUCCAAUCAAAAACUUCGGAUAACAGAACAAAAGUAAUCGGUGGAGACACCUGGAGAGUCCACGUACGUGGCCCAUCAAGCAUUGCGGCCACUGUUUUUGAUCACAACAAUGGAACUUAUGAGGCUCUGUUUCUUAUUAUGGAGCCUGGUAUCUACCAGCUGUCAAUUUAUCUGGAUUAUAGUCUAUGUGAUGGAUUCAAGGACCCUCCACGUGACUGGUUCAUUAAAGGGGACGCUCAAGGCAAAUAUCAGAAGGAAGGUCUUCUAGGCCCUCUGGAUGAUUAUUUGGUAAAGCCCCUUCAGGGCGGAAGACUUUUCGAGAUAAACGUAGCAAGAACAAAGAUGAACUUGAAAUUAGCCGACAGACUUCAUUCUCUAGAGUCUUGCUCCUCCACUUGCAACAACUUGUGGGAAGGAUUUGGUCGAUGGAAGAAUGACACCUGGCGGCCAUACCUUGAAGAAUCAUACAACUGGUCCUUACCAGCAUACCACAACUCUUCUGGAACUUUAUGGGUCUAUGGGGAUUCAUUAGGGCUUUUCUUUCAUCAAGCAAUCAGCUCUCGACCCCUGUGUAAAAGGCUCUACUCCAAAUGCAAAAACAGUUAUAACUGGCUCUAUCCAAGAAUUGAUGGCAAAACUGAAAAGGAUUUAGACCUUGACUUCCGUCCUGAGAAAGUCUUGAAUGCUAUUCGCGAUGUUCUUCAUACGACAGACCUACAACAACCUUCCAGUGUAUUACUUUUAAACCUUGGACUUCAUUAUCCGUACAGCCUUAAUUUUACAACUUUCCAAAAGGUCCUCGGGAUGGUAAUAAACUUGUUGAAAGAGACAAAGUAUAAAGCGAAGGUCAUUUGGAAAUCAACUACAGCUAUAUUCAAGCAUAAGGGAACGAAGUUCAACCCAACAGAUAAGAGAUUCCUCACACCGCAGCGUAUUCAAUUGUUCAGCGCAUACGCCAUGUCCACCAUAUGCCAGGCGGGUUUUGAUGUCAUAGACUUGUAUCCGCUGACCCACUCGUAUCCGGAGGGUACGUUCCCUAAGGACAUAUCCCACUAUCCACACAAAGUGUUUUUCCCCCUCGAAACGCUUUUAGAAAAAUAUAAAGUAAACAAAAAUCAACGAAUAGGAACGGAUGAUAACAAGGUAAGAAUUAGACGAUGUACCAGCUGACCAAAAAUAUGUACAAUUAUCCCCAGUCUUCAGAGGUCAGUUUAAGAUGUGCCAUGUAUCGCAAGUUUUAUCUUUUUCUCUCCAGACCUGACACACUCAUCAAGUUCCACUCCCCUCCUCACUGUUUGUGUUGCUGUAAUAUGAGCGUUUUAAGCCUUUUUUUAUCGUCCUCCUCAACUUUGGAAGAGCUAAGCAAAUUAAAA